Physella acuta is the source of this 2818-nucleotide messenger RNA. RefSeq lists its product as uncharacterized. The record is from RefSeq and is a predicted model, not a curated record. NCBI's taxonomy places the organism in Eukaryota, Metazoa, Mollusca, Gastropoda, Physidae.
GCAUCUAGAUUCUAGAUUUAGAUUUAUAUCAAUUUUAAACGCAACCAGAAGCUAUGAAUAAAGUUCUAGGUUUAAGAUGCAAUGCGAUUUUUUUUCUAUAUUGAUAAAACCUAAUAAAUUCUGAAUCUAAAUCUAGAAUCUAGAAAAUCUACAUCCCCGAAUUCCUAAACAUUUGUCAGGGUCAAUACUUCAACUCCGUCCUGACCUUAACUGCCUUUAACUUACAACUCUAGUGGAGUCCCUUUACUUUAAGGAUUUUCCUCUAGAUUAAAUCUGCAUCGUUAGGCCUAAUGCAGAAUUAUAGUUAGGCCUAGUCGACUAAAUGUGCUGGCUAAAUGGGACAUUACAUAUUUUUAAGCUGGUUGAGCAGUUACGACGACUGAUUAUUGAAUACAAAAAUUGUCAAAUAAAAUUAAGUCAAGUUGAUGAUCGGCUACAUGCUUGGAAAUGGUGUCGGUGAAAUGGUUCGGUUGAUGUGAAGUACAGUGACGAGUGAUGAAUCUGUCAUGACAUGAUCAGAUAGAAAUCUAGAAAAAUGAAAAUAUUGGAUCCAGCAAAAACAAGAACAUCUAUGUAAAACCUCACAUAACUUCAACACUUUGGACUUGAUUUAAGGUGCAGGAGCUGAAAAUGGCAAGACUAAAGCAUUUAAAGUUGUUCUGGACGAAGCACAAGUUGACAGCUAGGCUGAAAGUGUUUGUUGUCAUAGCUGCCGUAGUGAUGCUGGUUACCCCACUUCGCAAUGCCUUAAUACCUGGGUGGCCUAAGACCUUAAAGCAGCUCAACACGAUCAAGGUUAUUUAUAUCCACCUCUCAGAUCUGUUCUACUAUGUUGAUCGUUCACCUUACACCGGGUCUUGUGAGGCCGUUCACAGGAAACUUUCCAGCAUCAAAAUGCCAAAACUGGAAGAAAUGCCAGUGUAUGACCUGCAGGACUGGUACCAGCUGUCCAGUAAACUCAAAUCUUCUCUAAAUGAGGAGCAGCUGGCCAUUCUUGACAACUACAAGCCAUCCCUCACACCAAAGGAGCAGCGCUUCCUGUUGUACACAGCGCUCUCUGUAACCCAAGCUUUAGCUGCUUUCAACAUUACUUACUUUAUAUCUGAGGGAUCUCUGAUUGGCUACUGGCGUCACCAUGGGAUGAUACCUUGGGAUGAUGAUGUGGAUAUUUUAUUUGAUGGUCGACAAUGGCCGCUGGCUCGGCAGGUUUUGUCCUGCCUGCCUGAUAUACAGAUGAACAUGGGCUCGGAUUAUAUGUGGAAACUGUAUCAUAAAGAUUCUGCAUUAUGGCUCGGGGAGUCGGAGAUCAAGUUUCCUUUUGUUGAUGUAUUCUUAUUCAAUCAAGAUUCCAAUCACGUUUGGCCUGUGUGUAUUUGGAUGAAAACAGAGGUGAUACUACCCAAAGAUUGGGCUCUUCCUGUCAGUAAGGGUGUAUUUGAGGGGUACCCAGUUUCCAUCCCCCGGAAUCCCACAGCCGUACUUGAUUUCCAUUUUGGUCGGGUGACCUCAGAUUGCUACUCACGUACGUUUUUGCGUAGAGAGCGACAGUUGGUUCCUUUAAAUGAUAGGACCCACAUAUCCUGUUCAGUUCUGAAAGGCAUUUACCCAUUUGUGGACCGCAAAAAGGUGGACCGCACUAAAGGUACAGUUCUUGAAGAAAGGGUUGUAGCCUCGAGGGUGAUUUCAACUUUCAAUACCACAUAUCACGGAGAUUUGGAAUGAUUUACAAACAAAAGGGAAACCAAGGUCCAGUAUCAAAGUAGCAAUGCAAAAGAAAGUAAAAGGGUGAUAACUAUCUUUUUUACGCACACCUUUGUUAUAAUUUUUAACACUUGUUCGUAUUUAUUACCUCCAACCCCUUUUUCCUAAUUUAAGAGAGGAAUUUGUAUAUUUUGUAUUAAAUUCAAUACAUUUAAAAUAUUUUGGCAAACAUGAUUAUGUGUGUUAAUAUACAAUUGUUUGAUUUAUCACUAAUGUUUUUCAAAAAAAUGUUUUUGUUUGCUCAAUUACUUUGUACUUUUAUUUAUUGUUUUUACUAUAUAGUGAUUCUUUUUUUGACAAUUUGUUUUAAGAAACAUUUUACUUUGUCUGCUGGAAAUUCAGUUAAAAUAAUUUCCAUACUACAUGUAGACACUAAAUUCUUAUUAAUGUUAGUUUAAAAUUUUGUUCAAUGUUGUUUUAUAUUUUUUCAUUACUUUUACCUUUUCUGAUGCUGUAAAUUUAGUUCUUGAUUUUUAAUGUUCAUUGCAACAAAAAGUAUAUAUCAUAUAGAAGACAAAUGCAUUAUGUCCACAUUUUUGGCAAUCCAGUGAAUUUAUUUUAAUAGUUGCCAUAGCACAAGCUAAUGAAUUGAAAGAUUGUUUAAAAACUAUUCUAAUAUUAGGUUGUCCUUUAACCUACUUUUUAACACUGUUACAAUAAGGCCAAGCCUUGUUUUCACUACUUAACAAAGUUUUGUGUUAAUUUCAAAAUUAUAUUAUUUAAUUAAUUAUUUUGAUUUUAUGAUUAGUACAGCAUAACUAAUCUGCUUAUAACAAUGGAUGCUUAGUGUUUACCAUGAAUUUUACACCUGCUGUUAUUUUUGUUUAAUAUACUUAGAACGUGGGAGAAAAUAAUGUCCUAUUAUUUUUAGUGUUUGACGUCUUCUGAAACAAUAUCCUAGGUGUCACUCUACCAGUAAUUUAAUGAAGUAUAUUCACAUGAUACCAUGCACUUUAAAACUUGCGGCUGAAAUUUUAAUAUUUGAUCUUGCUGCUUACUGCAUUGGAUGUACAGAAUUUGUCAGCUAUAGCUAUAGUUGAUUCAGUGGCGUAGGCAG